UGCAACUACAACAAAAACGUAACUCUCGGGAUCUCGUAAAUUUUUAAGAAAUUUAAUUAUUCAACCCGCCAGCGGUCGGCAGCAAUCGAAUUAAAUUGGCCAGGGUGUGUGUAAAACACUUGUGGGCAUUGCAGUUAAUAGAUUAGUGAGACUGCCUAAGAACUGGGCAAAGUCAGCGCGAAAAAGCUCACCGCGGUGUGUGUAGGUGGUGCGGGAAAAGUUGGUGGUGCAGUGCAUCUUCGUUUCUAUGUGGCGGCAUUUUGAUGACGAAAUUAUUUUUGGAUAAGUGUUUGAUGAGAGCGGGCAAAUCGGAGGAACCAUCACCAUCAUCAUCAGCGGAAUGGAGAGCGAGCGGUUACGGAUUACGCUGGAUAGCGCGGAUCGGGUUUACUUCGCUGGCGACAUAAUUCGCGGAGAGAUCUGGAUGAAUGUAAACAAGCGCACCAAAAUACGCGCGAUAAAGGUGCAGGUCACCGGCAAGGGCAAGUGCAAGUGGAUGGAGAUUCUGCGCAAGAACUCGAACAACAACGAGUACUCCCGCAGCCUCUUCUACACGAGCAAGGAGGUGUACGAGCACAGUGAGACACCUCUGCCGGACUUCGAGCCGCGUGGCCUGGAACUCUCGCCGGGGGAGCACACGUUCAUCUUCGAGGUGGCGCUGGGUCGCGAGCUGCCGUCGAGCUUUAAGGGCAGCUAUGGCGGCAUCAAGUACAAGAUGCGCGUGCUCAUUCAGCGACCCUGGACCUUUGACGAGCGGCACACCAUUCCGUUCACCGUGGUGAAGAACAUGCCGCUGCAGCCAUCGCAGCGCAGUGUACCCAGUUCGCUGGAGAAGCAGGUGACCAAGACGAUCAGUUUGUUUGGCACACGACCGAUCACCCUGCUCGCCCUUUUGCCGGAAGACUUUGCGGUGCGGGGAGAACCGCUGAGGAUCUGCGCCACUGUGAUCAACAACAGCACCACCGCCGUGGAGAAGCUGCGCUUCAGUGUCCUCCAGUAUGUCACCUACUACAGCCACGUGCCACUGCGGGUGCAGAAGGUGGAGUGCAUUGCGGUGGCCACCAAGGAGACGGGCUCGGUGCAGAAGAAGACCGAGCGGAGCUUUGCCCACGAGCUGCUUCUACCCGAAGGAGCUCAGCCCACGGAUGAGCAGAUGAGUGGCGUGAUUACCAUCGUUUACGAGCUGCGUGUGGAGGCGGUGUUGCGGGGAUUCUUCAAGAACUUGAUACUAAAUCUUCCGUUUAAGGUGUACUCGCAAGACACUUCCAACAGGCUGGCCUCACUGCGUCCACCGCCGCCGCCGCGGCCAAACGAUGGUCCACCCGGUCCGGAUGUGGGCACCGGCAAUCCCUUCGAGCCCGCCCUGCCCGUCUAUCCCUCGCUGGACUCCUCCAUUGGCUCGCCCUCGCACUCCUCGCAAUUCAGCGAGUGCAGCUCCAUCAACUCGAUAACCUCGGACUCCUCGGCGGCCACCCUGAGUCCCGCGGUGGGCGGUGGGGCCGGCGGCAUGGAGCUCUCCUACACCUCGGGCUCGCAGUCCUCGCAGUACGGCAGUCCCUCGGCUAGGGCCAGCCUGCGCAGCUCCAACGUGCCCUACAUGCCCUACUCGUCCAGUCCGCUGAUGGUGCAGUCGUAUCCGCCACCCCACCUGCCCACCUAUCCGCUGCCGGAGUCGCCGCAGUACUCCAUCCUUGCGUUGACCCCACCACCAACUGGUGUGGCUGCUCCGCCAGCAACGAACGGAGCAGGCGGAGGAGGAGGAGGAGGAGCGGGCGGAGGAGCACCAGGCUAUAGCCAACUGCCAUCCACCUCGGCCUCAGCCUCUUUUCUGCAGCCACGCCUGGCGCCUGGAGCUCAUGAGCUGCCACCUUCCUAUGAAGAACUCUUCGGCCUGGCCAACGCACCUCCGGGAACUCCAAAGUAGGGAGCACUAGACAGUCCUGAGCAGCCACCCAGUUACGUCCAAGCUUUGCCUAGACAUAGAGCUUCAGGUUUACUUUAACGUGUUAUAGAGUAUCAAAAUAUCGAAUAUGUCUUAGACUGCCUACGCUUCGAACACAGAUCAUAUGCAAUUUGUGCACAACUCAGACGCACACUCAUGUAUUAAUCUUCCAUCCACAAGUUAUAUUUUAUUGUACAUUUGAAUUACCUUCUUCGUUUGCACUAGUUUUAAAGUUAGGUUUGGAUAAGGCAAAUGGUUUCUUUAACUUGUUUAAAUUUCUCAAACCGAUAUUGUUUGUGCAAUAUCCUCUUAAUAAUUAAUAGCUGUACAAUUGGUUGUAGAGCCUUUAUUUUCUAUUUAAAUAUAUAAACGCACAAGUAUAUACUUUAAGAAAAGGUACAUUUUUUUUCUGAAGUCCAUAUCAUAAAUGUGCUUAUUUAAGUAAUUUGUAUUGAAGCUUAAAUAUCUAAAAGAAAAUGUAGACAAGAGAGUUGCUAAAUAUUGGUAAAAUAUUUGAGAUGAAAUUUGAAAUUAUUAAAUUGAUCACAAAAAAAAGUUUUGGAUUUUUGUAAUAUUUAUAUAUAUACUUCCAAUGAUACCUUUAUUUAAUUGACAAUAAACUCAUUAGCGUAUUUGCCUUAUCCAAAACAAAAACAGAACUUGAGCUAUUAUAAACAAAAUUGUAUCCUUAGCCGAAAAAUCUGAAGGUCUAUGAGAUAGUUAGCUUGCUAUAGCAGAGUAGAUAGAAUAACAGCCUAAACUAUUUGCCCAACCAAUCAGGCAUACUAAAAAUAUGUAUACAAAUUAUAUUUGAACAAAUUCAAAAUUAGUUGAAACAAAAAACUUACAUAACAAAUUAUUUAGGUAAAAACGAAUUUUUUCUCAAUAAUUUAUUUUCUAUAAUGUAAAAAAACACUGAAAAGUUUGUCUUCGGUUUAUCUUUAUUAUCGAAUAUUAUUUAUAUGCCGUCCUUACCCAGACAGCCAAACUUUGCGCAUUUCUAAGAAUUAAAUCUCAAAGACUCAUGAGUAUUUAUCUUACUACUCCACAUAACUCGAAACAUAUUUCUAACCCGCCUAUUUAUCUUCAUCUAUUUUUUUUUUACGUUCACGCCUCCAAAGAUUUUGAUAAAAAUGGUUUAUAGAUCUAGUGUCUCAAUGAAAUUCUAUACCAAAACAGGUCUAAAAAUACUAUUUAUUUCUCUCACAUUAAUAUAUUUUUAGAAUUUAAGUACUUAAGCACGAAUCGAAUAUUUUGAAGGAUAGUUUGGUUCUUUCAAACCAGAAGAAUCAUUGAAUCAAUAAGCUUUAGUGCCUCUGUAUGAUGAACAAAUCGAAUGGUUAUCGUUGUUGAAUACAAAUGUAUCGAUAAAACAAUUUUUAUACACACAUUACUGAUAAAUCAUCGUUCGGAAGCAAUGUCAACUUUUAGUUUUAAGCGCACAAAUGCAUAUUAUGUACGAUCAAACGAUUUCGUUAAGGUGCUUUACAAAUCACUAUUUUUGGAUACCAACUUUUUUGUUUUUAUCGAAUUUAGUGCAUGUCGACUAAAUUUGAAUAUGAUUUACACAAACGAAAAACUGAAUAAAAUGUUAAUAUAAUUACAAA
Molecule: messenger RNA, 3549 nt
Organism: Drosophila rhopaloa
Lineage: Eukaryota; Metazoa; Arthropoda; Insecta; Diptera; Drosophilidae
Gene: Leash
Product: arrestin domain-containing protein 17
Exons: 4
Coding region: 341-1924 (527 amino acids)
Biological process (GO): protein transport
Cellular component (GO): cytoplasm
Source: RefSeq, a predicted model, not a curated record